This is a messenger RNA of Synchytrium microbalum, 2190 nucleotides long. Its product is annotated as threonine---tRNA ligase. Gene Ontology annotation, biological process: amino acid metabolic process. Gene Ontology annotation, molecular function: lyase activity; ATP hydrolysis activity; GTP binding. Bases 1 to 2190 code for a protein of 729 amino acids. The record is from RefSeq and is a predicted model, not a curated record. The transcript has 14 exons. Gene Ontology annotation, cellular component: cytoplasm. NCBI's taxonomy places the organism in Eukaryota, Fungi, Chytridiomycota, Chytridiomycetes, Synchytriales, Synchytriaceae.
AUGGCAAGCUCAGGCAUGUAUUCUAAUCGGGGACCAAAGAUUCACAUAAAAUACGACUUUAGAUCCGACACUGUCACCGUCCCAACUGACGCAAUGAAAGCUGCCAUGAUCCAGGCCCCUGUAGGCGAUGAUGUCUUUGGCGAGGACGAAUCUGUAAAGGCUCUAGAAGCGCAUGUCGCAAAACUGACUGGAUUUCCUUCGGCCUUGUUUAUUUGUCUACGAACACACUUGUUGCAACCUCCCCAUACAAUUAUUGCUGAUUCAAGAUCUCACAUACUAAACUAUGAAGCUGCCGGUACCGCUCUCCAUUCUCAAGCUCAAGUCACUCCGGUCUCUCCAUUACCAGGCUUCAACUAUCUAACUGCUGCUGCUAUUCAGCCACAUCUCGUUGUUGAUGACGACGUUCACCACGCUCCUACUCGUGUCAUUGAAUUGGAAAAUACUCUUGGUGGUGAAGUAAUGCCACUCGAAGCAAUGAGAGAAAUUCGGGCUUUGGCCAAUAAGCACAACAUCAAGGUCCAUCUCGACGGAGCACGAUUAUGGAAUGCUUGUGUCGCAAGCGGUCUUACGCUCAAGGACUAUUGCUCAUUAUGUGACAGUGUAUCGCUGUGCUUAUCAAAGGGUUUGGGCGCUCCAGUUGGGUCUGUAUUGGUUGGCUCGACGCCGUUUGUGAAUAAAGCACGGCACUUCAGGAAAUUAUUUGGGGGUGGUAUGAGACAGAUAGGUAUGCUAGGAGCUGCAGGACUGUUUGCCAUAGAGCAUCAUUGGCCUCAGAUGAAGGGCGUCCACGAGAAUGCUCAAUAUCUAGCAUCGCAGCUAUCAAAGCUUGGAUUCAAAGUAAGUCGAAAAACCGAGACCAACAUGGUCUGGUUUGAAGAAGGGGCGACUGGCGUCGGCAUUGACGACAUUCAAAACGCUGCCAGUGAGAAGGGUAUAGCCAUGCUGGGAGCCCGUGGGACAGAAUGUAGACUUGUGCUGCAUCAUCAAGUGCCAAGGGAAGCUAUUGAGUCUUUGCUAGAUCCAUCCAACAAUUUGAAGGCAGGAAUCGUUGGUUUGCCAAACGUUGGCAAAUCUUCUUUUUUCAAUGCUCUCACCAACAGCUCGGUUCCUGCUGAAAACUUUCCAUAUUGUACUAUUGAUCCAGCAGAAUCACGAGUAGCUGUACCAGAUCCUAGAUUUGACUGGCUCUGUGAACACUACAAGCCUGCCUCAAAGGUCCCAGCUUGGUUGACCGUAUUUGAUAUUGCUGGUUUGACCAAAGGUGCACACGAAGGUCAAGGACUGGGUAACGCCUUCUUGUCGCAUAUUCGAGCUGUAGAUGGUAUCUUGCACUUGACUCGUGCAUUCGAAGACUCGGAUAUCGUUCACGUCGAAGGUGAAAUCGAUCCCGUCAGAGACUUGGCCAUUAUACACGAAGAAUUACGGCUCAAAGACGAAGAACAAUUGAACAAACUGGUCUCUUCCAAAAAGGGUGAAGUCAAUCGUCUUGGAUCAGGAGGGUCAGUAGCAGACAAGGCCAAAAAGGAAGAAUUUGAAAUCUUGAGUAAAAUUCAUAAAUGGGUGACUGAAGAAAAGAAAGAUGUUCGACAAGGAACAUGGAAUAAUAAGGAAAUCGAAGUCAUCAACCCAUUGCAACUCCUUACUGCCAAGCCCGUUGUAUACCUCUGUAAUUUGUCGGAACGCGAUUAUUCUCGAAAAAAGAACAAGUGGUUGCCAAAGAUUAAAGGCUAUAUCGACGCCAACUAUCCUGGUGACGUGCUCAUUCCUUACUCUGGUAUACUCGAAAUGAAGUUGGCUGCUAUGGAAACACCAGAAGAGAAGCAAGCAUACUUGACAGAAUUGACUGCCAAAUAUGAAGCACCCGCACCAGUGCAAUCUGCUCUAAGCAAAAUCAUCAUUACUGGUUACCAAGCUCUACAAUUGAUAUACUUCUUCACCGCUGGACCAGAUGAGGUUCGAGCAUGGACGAUUCGAAAACAAACCAAGGCACCUCAAGCAGCCGGAACUAUACACACUGACUUUGAAAAGACAUUUAUUCAAGCCGAAGUGAUGAAAUAUGACGAUCUUAAAGAGCUGGGUAAUGAAGCAGCAGUACGAGCAGGUGGAAAAUAUUUGAUGAAGGGCAGAGAAUAUGUUGUCGACGAUGGCGACAUCAUGUACUUUAAAGCUGGUGACGCUAAAAAGAAAUAA